This is a messenger RNA of Aaosphaeria arxii CBS 175.79, 1252 nucleotides long. Its product is annotated as ankyrin. NCBI's taxonomy places the organism in Eukaryota, Fungi, Ascomycota, Dothideomycetes, Pleosporales. The record is from RefSeq and is a predicted model, not a curated record. Bases 68 to 1003 code for a protein of 311 amino acids. The transcript has a single exon. Gene Ontology annotation, molecular function: protein binding.
CAAUCAUUAUCAUCAUCACCACCACCACCACCACCACCACUGCUGCUGCUAUCAUCACCACUAUAACAUGACGAUGCCUCAAUUAACUAUGGCAGAUCUCAAGGAAUUCCCAAGUCUCUACGCCUCGCCCAGAGAAGUAGGUGAUGUCCUCGUAGGCGAGGACGCUGCCCACCUUCUCAUUCAAGCGAGCUCGUCUGGCAACGCCGCAGACUUACAAAGCUUGCUACUCGAACCACAAUGGAUCAAGACAAUUCUCGACGAACCGCACUGCAUCUAUUAUGAGAGCCGUCCAAGUCAAGGUCCGAACGAUGCGCGCGAGGUGACAGCAAGGCGAAUGUCAAACUUAGAACGGGCUUUGACAGUAGCGACACAGAAUGGCCAAGCUGCUGUUGUGUCUACAUUACUUGCCUUCGCAACACGCCAGGGCAUUGAUGCUUCUGACUUCAUAACGAGACCGAUAAUCAACAAAGUCAUCAUUGCUGGUCACGCUGCUGUAUUCAAGGCUCUAGCAUCUGCAGACCCGACCAUCAUCAACUUCCCCAUGGGCCACGGCACGCUGCCGCUUUACGAGGCCGUGCGGCGAAGGCAACCCGAUCUAGUGGCUGUACUGCUCGGGCUUGGGGCAGAUCCUUUGCAUUCUGUUGAGCAGUCGAAAAGACUUGGGAGCUAUAACUCGUCUCUGUUAUCUCUCGCUGCAAUGGCUGAAGGCUUGCGCAUGACUGAGAUGCUGUUGCAACAUGGCACCCCUCUAGCUCAUACUGGUGCGCUACAUACUGCUGCACAUUAUGGUCAUAUUGAUACUAUGCGUCUCCUAAUACAGCAUGGCGCAGAUGUAAACGAGGUCCUUUCUAAUUGGCGGAGUUGGACGCCGAUGCAUUUUGCUGCCUUUAAGGGUCAAGUUGACGCCAUGAAGCUACUAGAGCAUUAUGGGGCACGUUCUGAUUUAAAGGACGUAGAUAGAAAGACACCUGCACAACUACUAGAAGAGCGUAGUACGGCUUAGCAUUAGGCUAUAGUGCACUCUCACCGAAACGUCGUUGAGCGACGCUCAGGCAGGUGAGGAACACUACUGAAGGGAAUUAGUCUCUAUCUAACCGACAUUGAGGCUGCUGGACGAGAAAGCGGUUAGCGAGCUGAUAUCUAAGAUGGAAAUAGUAUUACGAAUUCUAGGACACUAGUAUCAGGCUGCUGCUCAGCAAGCCUUUCCAGCAGUACCAUGGCUUACUAAGGGAAGGGAAGAGUUAAAAUUAAG